AUAUGUAAUCAGCACAUGUUGUGUUUUACAGCUGCCUUGGACGAUGACAAGAUCGUUGGAGGAUAUACCUGUGGCGCCUACUCUCAGCCCUGGCAGGUAUCUCUGAACUCCGGAUAUCACUUCUGUGGUGGAUCCCUCAUCAACUCCCUGUGGGUGGUCUCUGCUGCUCACUGUUACAAGGCGAGCAUGCAGGUCAGACUCGGAGAGCACAACAUUGCUGUCUCUGAGGGCACCGAGCAGUUCAUCAACUCUGCCAAGGUCAUCAGAAAUGCUGCAUACAACUCCAGAACCCUGGACAACGACAUCAUGUUGGUCAAGCUGGCCUCUCCCGCCACCCUCAACUCCUACGUCAAGAGCGUGCCUCUGCCCGGUGGUUGCGCUGCUGCCGGCACAAGCUGUGUGAUCUCCGGAUGGGGCAAUACCCUUAGCAGUGGAACCAACAUGCCUAACCUCCUGCAGUGUGUGAACGCCCCCAUCCUGACUUCCGCCCAGUGCAGCAAUGCCUACCCCGGAGAGAUUACCGGCAACAUGAUCUGCGUUGGCUACCUGGAGGGAGGCAAGGAUUCCUGCCAGGGUGACUCUGGUGGCCCCGUGGUGUGUAACGGACAGCUCCAGGGUAUUGUCUCCUGGGGAUACGGCUGUGCCCUGAGGAACUACCCCGGUGUCUACACCAAGGUCUGCAACUACAACUCCUGGAUCGCCAGCACUCAGGCUGCCAACUGAACU
This is a messenger RNA of Rana temporaria (common frog), 726 nucleotides long. Its product is annotated as trypsin-like. Gene Ontology annotation, molecular function: serine-type endopeptidase activity. Gene Ontology annotation, biological process: proteolysis. Bases 16 to 723 code for a protein of 235 amino acids. The record is from RefSeq and is a predicted model, not a curated record. The transcript is spliced from 4 exons. Lineage: Eukaryota; Metazoa; Chordata; Amphibia; Anura; Ranidae.